Tuber aestivum (summer truffle) is the source of this 3376-nucleotide messenger RNA. NCBI's taxonomy places the organism in Eukaryota, Fungi, Ascomycota, Pezizomycetes, Pezizales, Tuberaceae. The record is from the annotation of a GenBank genome assembly.
GCCAAUCCCCCACCCCACAGCCCAAUAAUACUUGGGUUCACUCAAGAAUCAGAUCUUAAGAUCCUGAUACGAGUACUCGAGUAUACGGUAGCCACUCCCCUCUAACCAUCCUUCCCAUUCAUCCAUCAAUCCCCCAUCCGAGUAGCCCCACCCAUCUUUCCAAAGAUGCGGGGGCUACCAAUCAACUACCUCUCCUCUGUGAGACAACCAUUCCUGAACCGGCCGUCACUCAAGUUAUUAUCCUCCGUGUCAUCGCUACCUCGAUUGUCACAGCUCUAUGCCACUGAAGCUUCGUCGAACGAGCAUGCGCCCCGUCCGGACUUCAAUGCCAUUGACAAGAAAUGGCGUGAAUAUUUGAACAACCCUAAGGAGCCGCCAGUCCCGGGAAGCAAGUUUUAUAUUCUUUCCAUGUUUCCCUAUCCUUCCGGUGCUUUGCACAUGGGCCAUCUCCGUGUGUACACCAUAUCCGAUGUGCUCGCUAGAUUUGAGCGCAUGCGGGGGAAGAGAGUGAUACAUCCGAUGGGUUGGGACGCGUUUGGACUCCCAGCGGAAAAUGCUGCCAUUCAAGGGGGUGUUAGUGCGAAAGAAUGGACUGAAAAGAACAUUGAUUCAAUGAAGGAGCAGUUCAGCCUGAUGAAUGUGGGUUUUGACUGGGAUAGAGUAUGUAUGAUCGCUUCGCCUUCGCCUUCUCGAUACACCCAGUCUAAUUGUUUCUCAGGAAAUAAGAACCUGCUCGCCGGAUUAUUACGUUCACACUCAACGCCUCUUUCUCAAGCUCUAUGAGCACAGAUUAGCAUACCGUAAAGAGUCACUCGUCAAUUGGGAUCCCGUCGACGAGACCGUUCUCGCCAAUGAGCAGGUCUCACCUCAUGGAAUAUCCUGGCGUUCCGGCGCUGUGGUAGAACAGCGGACUCUCCCACAAUGGUUCUUCAAAAUCACUAACUACAAAGACGCACUUCUCAAGGGCCUCGAGGUGUUAGGAUCUCGCUGGCCCCAUAAAGUCAAGACCAUGCAAGCAAACUGGAUCGGCCUAUCUAAAGGUGUGAAAGUUAAAUUUCCUCUUAGCGCCGGGGAAACGGAUCCCGGAAGUCACACCUACCUCGAAGCCUACACAACCCGUUUGGAUACUCUACCUGGUGUACAAUUUCUAGCAAUCUCAAGCACACAUCCGCUAGCCCUAAAGGCUAGCGAAACCGAGGAGUUCGUAUUUAAAUUUCUACUAGCCAGCGGAACGAAGCAGGAUAAAUCCUCGAAAAAGGGAGAGCUAAUUAGGGGCUUCAAAGCCCUAAAUCCUUUAACCAACGAAGAGAUCCCAGUUUAUGUAGCCAACUACGUUGUGGCUGGGACCGGAACGGAUGUCCUGAUGGGCGUACCUGGACAUGAUGCUCGCGACAAUGAGUUCUGGGCGAAACGUGGUCCAAAAGAUGCACCAGUCAAGGUUGUAAUCAGCGAGAGUCCAGCCAAUGGACAAGGGAAAGAAAGGUCAGAGGCUGGUGUAUUCACGGGUCUCGGAAUAUUAAACGAGAAUUGCGGAAGAUUUGCAGGGAUGAGCAGUGCUGCUGCUCAGAAGGUUUUUCUGGCGGAGCUAAAGAUGAAAAACCUUGGUAAGAUCCGUGAAAACUUGAGACUUAAUGAUUGGCUCAUUAGCCGCCAAAGAUACUGGGGGACGCCCAUACCGAUAGUUUACUGCGAAAGCUGUGGGAUCGUGCCAGUUAAGGAGGAAGAUUUGCCCGUGGUAUUACCCGAUAUUGAAAAGCUCAGCCCUAAAGGAGGUAAUCCACUAGCGUCAAUGAAGGAAUGGGUAGAGACUUCUUGCCCAAAGUGUAGAGGAGAGGCUAGGAGGGAGACGGAUACCAUGGAUACUUUUGUGGACUCAAGUUGGUAUUUUAUGCGCUACGUUGAUCCUCAUAACAAAGAAUUGUAAGUCAACUACUUGCGCGCAAACCAAGUUCUGGUGCAACGGGUCCCGGAUUUUGGUGUGUUUUUUCCUCUACCGGCGCCGAAACUUAAUUUGAGCGCGAGUAUAUAUUUCCUCAAUAUUUCCAAACCAAAGAUAGCUAACCCCCCAGGCCCUUCUCCCCCGAAAAGGCCAACGAGCUUCUCCCAGUAGAUGCCUACAUCGGCGGAAGCGAGCAUGCAACCCUACACCUCCUCUACGCCCGCUUCAUCUCCAAAUUCCUGCGCAAAAUCAGUAUGUGGCCGCCCGGUGUCGAUGACGAAAGCCAAGGGGAGCCCUUCAAACGCCUCAUAACGCAAGGCAUGGUUUUAGGGAAAACCUUCAGGCACCCCAUCACCUUCAAGUUCCUAAAACCUGAAGAACUCGCGACGGAUCCGGAGACCGAUGUGAAGAGGGUAUCCGCGGAUGGCGCAUCUCCGCUGGUUACUUGGGAGAAAAUGAGCAAGAGUAAGUUCAACGGGACCGAUCCACGAGAGUGCAUCUCUCGCUGGGGCGCCGACGCCACGAGGGCGCAUUUACUUUUUUCGGGACCAGUGGAAGCGGAUUUAAAAUGGGACGAAGAUAAAAUAAUCGGGAUGCACCGUUGGUUCGGCAAGCUCUGGCGACACACCAACAUGCUCUCAAAGAAACUUGCCGAACCUGAUUUCUUACUCUUACCAAACCUCAUUACCCGCCCCGCAACCGCAACGAGCAUCCCGCCGGAAGACCACGACCUCUUCUCCAUGCUCCAAGAAUCGAUCCGGAACAACACCAUUGUAUUCACAAAAUCACCAGCCCUAAACACCGUGGUGUCAAACCUCAUCAAGCUAACGAAUAUCCUCGCGUCCCCGCCCCCCGAAGCCCAGCCAACACUUGCCAUGACCUACCGUGCCACGAACGAACUCCUACGAAUGCUGGCCCCCAUCGCGCCAGGCUUUGCUGAGGAGUGCUGGGCCCACCUUCACACCCAUGUCCCUUCCAUGUCAGGCACUCGCGUGCUUGAGACCAUGUGGCCCUGGUUCGUCUUGCAAGGGGAACGCAUAGGUGGGACGACGACUUGUGCCGUGACUAUCGAUGGGAAGUUCAGGUUCAGGGUAGAGGUUGAUCGGGAACGCUUGUUGAGGCAGUUUGGCGAAGGGGAGCAGUACAUCACAAAAAUUAUCGCGGGUGAGGAAAACGCUCGCAAAUGGUUGGAUGGGAAGGAGAUCAAGAGGGUUCUUAUCCCGCAGAAUGGGAAAACAGUCUUCUUGACGACUAGAUGCGUCAGCCGGGCGCCGCCGGAUCCUCCUACGAAUAAUUGUGAGGGGCCUUCAUAGAUUGUCACUCGAGGUCACAUGUACUACUAUUUCUGAGGGUAUUGAUUGUAGAUUUAUAGAUGUGAGCUGCUGGGAGAACUCUGCUCGAUGUAUGAUAUACUAGAAGGUCUUGUCACUCCCCUUG